Danio aesculapii is the source of this 4456-nucleotide messenger RNA. RefSeq lists its product as uncharacterized. Bases 19 to 1611 code for a protein of 530 amino acids. Gene Ontology annotation, cellular component: membrane; extracellular region. Gene Ontology annotation, molecular function: lipid binding. NCBI's taxonomy places the organism in Eukaryota, Metazoa, Chordata, Actinopteri, Cypriniformes, Danionidae. The record is from RefSeq and is a predicted model, not a curated record. The transcript is spliced from 15 exons. Gene Ontology annotation, biological process: lipoprotein metabolic process; lipid transport.
AGUAAAUGUACAGUUAAGAUGCUGAACUCAGAUCAGCUGUGUUUUCAGGAUGAAGACGGCGUCGAUGACCUGAAUGAUUUAGUGUUUCCUCACAAGCCUCACGAGCUCAAGGACGACACUUUCCUGAAAACUGAAGCCGGACGCAGUCUUUCCCCUCAGGAGUUUAAGAAUUCAUAUUCAAAUGGAUAUAUGGGAGCUUCUUCAUGGGAUUCAAUGGCAGCAGAUGCAGAGAAAGCAAAUCCUAAAGCUUCAGACGGGUUUAUGUCUUCAGACUUCAGUGAGAAACCUCAGGAGAUGCAGGACUGCCGACCCAAGAAACCAGCCAAGUUUAAAGUUCCUCGUUUCCCCCGCAGAAACUCAAAGAAUACUGAGGAUGCAGAGAUGCGGCAGAAUCACGAGGCUUCAGAGAUGAAGAAGCCUCCUCUUCUUCAGGUGCCGCCGCUUCAGGAGCUGCGCAGAAACUCAUGGGGUGUUGAUCUGGACGAGGGCCCUCAGAAGGGAGCAGACGCUGAGCUGUCGGAGGACUUCGGCUGGGAGGAAUAUACCCCGGAUAAUAAACCCCAGAAACCCAAAGAGACAGCCAGUCACCAUCGAGGCUCAAAGAAUAAAGACUUUCCUGAUGACCUUCUGGAUCCUCCAGGAGCAGCAGCUGCAGAUUAUCACCUGUCAGAUGCUGCCAAGGCUGAGUGGACUUCAGCUCAGAUGGACAUGAAGAGAUUGAGGGAUCAGGAGGAAGAGCAGAAGCUGGAGCAAGAGGAAGAUGAAGGGGACACUGACAGUCUGAUGGAGUGGUGGAACACAGUGGAGUAUUGGGAUGAAAUUCCUUCAAACGACACCAUCAGCUCUAAAGAGGAGGAGACUAUCUCGUUUAAGGCAGUAGCGGAGCAGGUCCACCGUGGUCUGCGAGUGUACCUGAAGCUCUUCAUGGAGCGCGCUGAGCUGCUCUACCAGCAUGUGUUGAUCUUAUAUGCCAUCGCAGACGACCUCAGCAGCUUCCACCAUCGCUCCAAAAUCGCCAACAUCGCUGGUGGCACCACCACGGCUGUAGGGGGAGCUGCUGCUAUCGCAGGGCUGGCGCUGGUGCCCGUCACCUUCGGCGUCUCUAUCAUCAUCUCCGCCAUCGGCCUUGGGGUCGCCACGGCUGGAGGAAUCACUGCGGCUUCAGCCACCAUAUCUGACAACGUCAACAACAUGCAUGACCGUAAGAAGAUUGAGGUGAUCGUUCAGGACUAUGAGACUCAGCUGGUGGAGAUGCAGCGCUGUCUGCAGUUCAUCAUCGAGGGUCUGUCUCGACUGCGGAAUCACGCUCUGCUGCGGAGGAACAACUACUACACGGGCGACUGGGAGGUGCGGCGCGCCCUGCAGACCAUCAGCCUGGUCAGCGAGCCGGUGGACCGAGCAGAGGACAUCAUCACCAACACACUGCUGAAGCUGGCCAGCCUGCACACAGGCAUCGACAAAUACUUCACUAAAGACAUGAAGGAGGUAAAGAAGGGCUGCAAGAAGGAGGUGACGGCCGAGGUGCGCAGUAUAGCCAAACAGCUGCAUCAGGGGCUGGUGGAGCUCAACACUAUCAGAGGACAACUGCUGGACGCCAGCGGGAACAUCUAAACUGGGGGAGGGGAGGAAUGUGGGGAAGGAGUCUGAAAGAGGGGGAGGAGUUUGAGUAUGGAAGAGGAGUCAGGGGCUGGUGGAGCUCAACACUAUCAGGAGACAACUGGUAGCUGGAUGCUAGCGGGAACAUCUGAACUGGGGGAGGGGAAGGAGUCUGAGGAAGAAAUCUGGGUAUGAGGAGGAGUUUGAGUCUGGGUAUGGUGAGCAGUCUGUGGAUGAAGUCUGGGUAUAGUGAGGAGUCUGGGGAAGGUUUCUGGGUAUGGGGAGGCAUUUGAGUCGGAGUAUAGUGAGGAGUCUGGGGAAAGAGUCUGGGUAUGGUGAAGAGUCUGGGGAAGGAUUCUGGUAUGGGGAGGUGUUUAAGUCUGGGUAUGAUGAGUAGUCUGGAGAAGGAGUCUGGGUGUGGUGAGGAGUAUGGGGAAGGAGUCUGAGUAUGGUGAGGAGUCUAGGGAAGGAUUCUGGGUAUGGGGAGGAGUUUGGGUUUGGGUAUGAUAAGAAGUCUCGAGAAGGAGUCUGGGUAUGGGGAGGCGUUUGAGUCUGGGGAAGGAGUCUGGGUAUGGGGAGACAUUUGAGUCUGGGGAAGGAGUCUGGGUAUGGGGAGGAGUUUGAGUUUGGGUAUGGUGAGGAGUCUGGGUAUGAGGAGGAGUUUAAGUUUGGGUAUGGGGAGGAGUUUGAGUCUGGGGAUGGUAAGGAAUCUGGGGGAGGCGUCUGGGUAUAGGGACAAGUAUAGGGAGGGGAGAAGUUUGAGUUUAGGGGAGGAGGUGUGGUCUGAGGGAGGAGUCUAGGGUGAAGUCUUCAUCUUGGGGAGGAGUCUUUGUCUGGAGGAGGAGUCUGGAUUUGAGGGAGGAGUUUGGGUCUGGGGAGGGUUUUGAGACAGGGACAGGAAUCUGUGGAAGAAAUACGAGGCUGAAGGAGAUGUAAGAAUAUAGGAAAGGGGUUUGAGUGAGUGACUCUAAGCAGCAACUUUGCAGAUUUUGGGCUGAAUUAUACUCCUGCGUCGAGUGAUCAAUGUGACCCACAGCGCAUACCUUGCACAUAGCCAUGCAUUUAUACUUCUGCGUGCUGUUUGUGUUGCUCUGCAAUAACACUUCUGAAAUGCUAGCUGGCAGUGAGGAUUUUACGUUCGAUUUUAGGUUUCUUUGUGGGUGUUUGUUUACACUGGAAAAACCUGUAAUGCAACCUUAAUGUACAAGUAGCGGACAUGCAACAACUUUAAUCAUAAAGUAAAUACAAAACAAAAGUUUCCAUAUGGAGCUCCUCAGCAGGACCCCACACUUAUUCCCCAGCUCUCACCCCCACCCACACUCAUCAAUGCUACCAAGCUGACCAAUCACAGAGCUUACGCUAUGCAUCAUUGCAAUGUGUACAUUUUUUGGUGCACAUCAGCCACGGUGAAGGGUAUGCGACCGUGCAAAGUAUGCGCCUUAUAAAUCAGCCUUAUGGCUACUUUCAACUCCACUUUUAGAACUUCCUUUUCCUUGUUGCCUCAACCACACGAUUUUGACAGAGAAAGCAAGUCUUGCUUCAUAUGUCCACUCCAACACAUAUAUGUCCCAAAAUGCAAUGCGAUUAGUAAUCAAUGCAAUGCAAUCAGUGUAGUUUCAAAGUGUUCAAGGGUUUAGGGCAAUCCAUUUUAACCCAUUCAGAUGCUGAGCCAGUAGUCCACACUUGAGCCCGUGGGAGGAGUCUGAAUCAGUAGGAGUCUAGCUAUGAAAGUUGGCUGAAUCAGUGGCAUUUGCUGCUCCUCUGCACAUGGCAGAAAGAAACUUGAAAUUCAGCAACUCUCAUUAUAAACCAUCUCUGCCUCUUGAUUUACAGUAUUCUCGCUUGAGCAUACUUGUAAUGAAAACCAGAUAUCCAAGAGAUUUCUAGAAGACGUAACAGCAAAGUUCCCAUCAUGUUUACUGAAUUGUGGAAAGCAAGGUAAUUGCGACUUUUCACCCAGCGAACUUUCCAUAACUUUGUCAAAUGGUUCCUGUUUAAGAAUGUGCUUUGUAGUUACAUAUAUAAAUCCAAACAUUAACCUUCCCAGAUCAUUGUAGGAAGGUUUUCCUAAGAGCUUAAUAAGAACAUUUAAUUUAAGGUUAUGCCAAUCUUACCUUAACCUAAAGAUUAUUUUACAUAUACUUUUUUUAACUUUUAAUUGUUUACCAUCAGAGAAAGUUUGGUUAGCUGUUAGCUGGCUAACUCUGUUUUGUUUAUAUUUAAUCACUCUUAUAGUUUUAGGUUUAUAUUUCACAGUUCAGACAUUUUUUUUAUUGUUUUGCUAGAUGUAAACCCAGUCUGAGACAAAAUCUUAAAAUGUACAGAUACAAAUGAGAAGCCAAAAUGAAUUGUGAGGUUCUGCUUUAGCAGAAACUUCCAUAACUGUUCAUAAAUAGUCUACAAAAUCAUUUGUAUUAUAUUUUAAACAAUUUCUGAACUAUCUGCAGCUUGAAUGUGCGCAUAUUUCAGUGCCAAUCUGUUUGUUUAGGUGUAGAAAUCAAGCCCAUUCUGCUGCUUUAUAGUGGAAACUGAUGUUUUGAUUCAUGAAUGUUUAAGAUAUUGUGAUAAUUAUGAACAUAAGUGGCUUUAUUCUUACUCUUCUAGUCAUUUAUUGAGACUAAUGGAUCAGAAGUCAAAUAAGGUCUAAAUAUACAGAUUGAAUAUCACAUGGUGUUAAACUGUUUGUGCUCCAGGCUAUCUGUUGUUGUUGUUGUUAUGUUUAAUGAAGUGCACAGAACUGCUUUUAUAUAGAUGUGAAUGUCAUAUAUGCUCUUGUUUUGCACCAGUGGUAUUACUGCUAAUAUCUCUUUACAUGAUGUGCAAUACAGAAAAGAUAUUUAAAUAAAAAAUACAACAUGUA